Candidula unifasciata is the source of this 2991-nucleotide messenger RNA. Lineage: Eukaryota; Metazoa; Mollusca; Gastropoda; Stylommatophora; Geomitridae. The record is from the annotation of a GenBank genome assembly.
AUGAGUCAGUUAAAGUUUAAGGGCCGGGGGGCCCUCCUGAAGGCCCGCCAGCCUCCAAUACACAUGCUGGGUAAACAUACACCUGUUGAUGAAGAUGAACCACCUGAUGUACCAGUGCAGGCAUUUGGUUUUGACACAGACAGUGAUAAUUCUUCAUCAUUUGUAACGACUUUUGAUGCUGCUGAUGCAGAAGAUGCCAGCAAAUAUCUUAGGAAGGCAUUUAAUAUACUUCAACCUGGAUACCAUGCAUGCAAAAGAAUGCCAGAAAUGGAUGGCGGAUACUUCAGUCAUUGCCCUAGAGGUGUACCAUUAGGCCAGCAGUAUUCAAACCUGCGUAUUCUCAUGGAAGAAAGAGCACAGUUAGAACUUUUGAAAGAUUGUUUACUCAGAGUCAAAUUUACACAGAUAUUUGUUGAAGAACUGGAGGGUCUGGUUCACAUGGAAUGUCGUACUGCUCACACCCUGAGACAUGGAGGCUGUGCAGAGCCAGCAGUGACAAAGGUGUAUUGCUUGAAUGCUUUGUGUGAAGACUUGCGGCUUCAUGUAGCCCAUUGGAACAGCAUUAAGCAAAGACUGAACACAAACCAUUGGCUUCAGCAGAAGCUGGGACACUUGUGUCUGCAGCUUCAACACAUCAUGCAAGUUUUGACUUCUUCUAUCCUGAAGGCAGUUCAUAAUCUGGAUCAGCUAAUUCAUAUUGGCUUUGAGGUGUUCGCUCAUUGUAAUAUGGACACUGUGACUCCAGAAAUGAUGUGGAAUAUAACAAGAGGUCUGGAAGAUUUCAAUAUCAUUGUUAACGGGUUGAAAUUAAACUACCAGGUGAAUAAAUCACAAAUGUAUGGGAUGGAUUACUUGCUAGCCGUAAGUGAUAAUCAUUCAUGUCUUGCAAAUCUACCCAUACAGAAACCUCUCAGAAUUAUUCCAUUUACUAAAGUUCUCAGUAUCCUUGCCAGCGAAAGAUCCAAAUAUGCUGCCAAACUUACUCAUAAAUUUUUCACAAGCAACGAAGAUUUUUUGCACAUGGUCAACACAGGAAACUUGCCAGCUUUUGACUGGGGGGACUACUUACCUCAUCAAAACCAGCCUCAUUCGAUGAUGGUUCAGAGUGAUACCUCAGACUAUCACACUUUAACUGCCAGUAGUGCUAGCCUUACUGCUGCAUAUGUGCAUGUGGGCUCCAUCAGAGCCCCAGACAUGUCAGGAUUAGCUUCUCCUCUUAUUCAGUUUUCUCAAAAGGAGCAGGAGUUUGCUGAGAGCUUCCUUCUUAUUGUGUGCAAUUCUACUUCUUUAUUAAGAAAACACGAUCCUCAGAAACCUCAUCGUGUACACCACGGAAGCAAACAGGUGGAUUCAAAGUCUACCAUGAGUCCAGUUGUGGGCAGGCCCCCAAGGGUGCAAUUUCAAGGAGAUACGCCGGUCAUGUCUCGCACAGACUCUCAACGAAAGACUGUUUCAUGGGUAGAUAAUGCAGACAACUCCAUAAGAACCGCUGUUGUUGCCCAUUACAUGGAUUCGCUGUGGACCCAGUUUGGGCGCAAUCUCGACCUCUAUCUGGAUGAACCAGCUUGGAUUGGUCGGAAUUGUUUGCUGCAUUCAGAGAUGGGUUCUCUUCUUCUUUUCAAUGAUGCAGUCAUUGCAGUACUUAGAAACAUGAUUGAUCAUGUCUGUUGCAAAAAUAUAUUUCCUGUUGCUUCUGUUCAACCCUUACUUGGAGUGAUGUUCAGAUUACAUGCACUGUCGGCUUAUGGAGCAUGGGAUGCACUGUUGAGUGCAUACCUGGCUUCUGAAACUACAGACAAGUGUCAGCCCUGUCUUCUGAAUAGUGAGAGUUACAGCACAUGUACAGGGAGAAUUCUCAGAAAUAUGUACAGUCCACUGAUGAGCAUGCUUCAAGAGAUAAACCGCUGCUUUCCACAGAAUUUAGACGAUACAGCACAGCGUCCCAGCGUGGAUCUGGGUGUCUGUGUGGGCGUAACAUUACGUGUUCUCAUGACGUGCAGACUUGCAUUGUCCUGGUGCACCAUGAAAAUACAGCAUCUCUUGUCAUCCUGGAGUGUCCAUCAGUAUCUCUUUCUGACACACAGUGAUCUCAAGCUGCUGGUGGAUUGCACAAAAAGUAUGUCAUCUCUGCUUCAGAGCUUGAACUUCAGUGAAGAGCAUUUUGUGAUAAAGGUUGCUGAUAGUUUGUGUGUGUGUCAGAUAGCACUGCUUCAGGAGCAGAUUGGCCAGGUUAAUGCUCAGAUGCAAAGCUUGAGUGGAAGCACUAUGAAGAGCUUCAUUGAAAAAUACAGUGAACACGCUCUCAAUUUCUUUCAAGAAAGCCUGCUCCCUGCCAGGGCCUGGAAAAAGAAACUUCUUCCAGAGGAGAGUGCUGAACCAAGCAGCUAUACUGUGAAUGCAGUAGAAAGCCUACUGGUGCCGAUAGUGCAAGGCAUUUCCAAACUGUCUACGGCAACCCAGAUUGGAGUCAUCUCAUUGGUGACCAUGUCUUUUUGUAAUACUUGGCUGGGAAUCAUUUUGAAGGAGAAGAUUCGUUUCAGUUUGUGGGGAGCUGUCCAGCUUGGCAUAGACUUUGAGUACGUCAGGACACAGAUUGGCCAGAUGGUUGCAAAUGAAGAAGUGAGGCAGAGUGUGACAGACCUUCCCAUCUUCCAGCAGAUGAGGGGUAUUGUUUUCUUAUUAAAACGACAACCUAGUCAGAAGCAAUCCAGCAGCAGAUUAAUGGACAAUAUUAUGUGUGAUUCAGCCUCAGCAGUCCCAUCUCCUGAUGUACCCUCAGCUGAUGCCAGGACAAUCACACCAGUGUCGACAGGCUCCACCACCCUUGGUAAUGGAAUGCAUAAAUCAAACACCGGAGCACAGCUUUCCCAAGAGGAGGAGGAUAUAAACACAGUUCCCAAUGUACAGGAGUGGUUAGCUCUCAGAACUAUUGGUGGCUCCAAACCGUGGAAGUUUCCAGCUUGUUUUGCCAGAAGUUCCAGUGAUGACUAG